CAUCAACCAUUCUCUCCAUCUUUUCUUAUAAAGGUAAUCAUCGGAACAAGCAUGUCCGAGCAGAAUGGAUCAUGGAGAAAAACAGCUGGUUCGAAAGGUAGCGGCGGACCAGAGGGUGGACAUGGCAGUAAUAGAGGUUCAGGAACGAGAGGUAAAUCAACUCGUGGAAGAGGAACUAAUGGCAAGGGAGGAGGAGGAAGAUCAACGCAAUCACAAAGCGUAAUAAAUUCUAACUCCAAACAAACAGUCGCUUCUUCAUCAAAAGUACUACCUAACCUACCUCCGCCAAUGCAUAAUCACACCUUCUUUCGAGAUGAAUAUCACGACGUCUUUACAGGUGGCAAGAUCAAACAGGAAAAAUUAGUAAAUGCAAAGAAUCCUUUGCAAACGUAUGUAAGUGCUCGAACAGGAAAAGUCCCAAGCUAUGAAGCUCAAGAAGGCUUUGUGGGAGGAGGGCGUGAAAGUUCUAUUCGAGUGACCGUGAUGGCAGAUGAAACGCAUAAUAUCGUUGGAUAUGGGGAUGCAAAAACGCAAAAAGAAGCAGAAAAAUUAGCAGCCCUACAUGCGAUCUUACAGCUCGUCAGAUCCGAUCUUUACUUCCAAAAAGUCAGUGCUGCCACAAAAGCUGCGGUAAAGGAAGCAAACAAGAACCAAGCAGCAACUAAUGUUCAACCCAACGGUGGACCUGCUGGGGAGCUUCAAGAUGGAACAAAGUUCACUGUUGAAAAUGCAAGACAGUUCAUCGACUUUUACUGCACACAAUUUCACUUUGGAAAACCAGAAAUCUCCUUGCAACGAGCCAAAAAAGCUUCAAUUGAUGGAAAGAGGAUGAUACAGAAAGAUUGGAAAGCAACUAUAAUUGUUGGUGGAGCUGCGCUUGCAGAGGUAGUUGCUUCGGCGAAGAAAGCAGCAAUGACAAAAGUCUACCUCGAGGCCGUCUCAUACAUAGUCAGUCAUGAUCUGAGUAUAUGGAAAACAUUCACAGCAAAUCAACAAAAGCCCAGUGCUAGUGCAUUGACGAUGGGCAGUGUACCUCACGUCAUUUUCAAUAUGUCGGAAGAACUGGAUGAUGAGGUUCGCAGCACUUACGAGUAUACCCGAGAAAGUCUCUUAUUUGCCAAUCGACCUCGUCCUGCAGGUUUUCUUCAAGCAGGCGAAGCAGCUGAUCCAGCACCAAAGAGCAAACAGCGUUCCCGAGACGAACGUAACAAAGUUGUCAAAGUGUCAGACAAAGCAUUGGAGGAGAAAUCGGCGAAGCUGUUGCGUGAUUUGGAGGAUUAUCAAGUGGACGAGAAGAUGAGCAAGAUGCGUUCACAACGAAAUAGUCUGCCUGUUCAUCAAAAAGCGACAGAUGUGCUGGUGAAAAUCGAACUGAACCAGAUCACGAUCGUCAUGGCAGCUACUGGAUCGGGUAAAACUACUCAAAUUCCUCAAAUCUUAUUCGAUGAUUAUAUCAUGCAAAAUCAGGGCGCCAAUUGCAACAUCAUCUGUACGCAACCACGUCGAAUUGCCGCAAUCAGUGUAGCAGAACGUGUGGCAAAGGAACGUGGUGAGAAUAUUGGAUCAACGGUUGGUUAUCAAGUUCGUUUUGAGAAUAAAGCACCUCAACCAAAUGGUUCAAUCACUUUCUGCACAACAGGAGUUUUUUUGAGACGUUUGCAAUCCGCUCUUGGUGACGAAGAAUCUUCCAACACCUUUUUAGACAGCCUAACGCAUAUCAUCUUGGAUGAAGUGCACGAAAGAGAUUUGGAAACAGAUCUUUUACUUGUCGUUCUGAAACGUUUGUUGGCAGAACGCAAACGUAUGAACAAGAAGGAGAUCAAAUUGGUGCUCAUGAGCGCUACGAUUGAUCCAAAAAUGUUUUGCGAAUAUUUUGCCGAUUCUCUGACAGGUUCUCCAGCCCCAGUAGUGGAAGUGUCUGGAAGAAGCUUCCCUGUUGAGCGCCAUUAUCUGGAAGAGACAUAUCAUGAGCUUGACAGCUUGCGUUUACCACCUCGAGCUGGAGGCUGGGUCUGGGCAGAGAAGAAUGUAAGAGAAUACUUAGAUCGAGAACUUUCGCCCAAUGCUGGGAUGGAUGCAACUAUGGUCAAAAAUGGUAAUGGAGAGAUCAAAGAUUUCGUUGAUGAUUUGGAGAUUCCAUAUCCUUUGGUUGCUUUGAUGAUCGCAGACGUUCUGGCAAGAUCAGAUGAUGGUCACGUACUUUGCUUUUUGCCCGGUUGGGAUGAAAUCAAGAACGUGCAUGCCAUCUUGGAAGAUACAUCUGGACAUCCGCUUAUGGAAAUAAACUUCAAUGAUCGAGACCGAUAUGAAAUUCACAUUUUGCACUCAAGUAUUCCUGUUGCUGAUCAACAGGCGAUCUUUGAACCUGUUCGCAAAGAAGGUAUCCGACGCAUCAUUCUGUCGACGAAUAUCGCAGAAACGUCAGUGACAAUUCCAGAUGUCGUGUAUGUGAUCGAUACUGGUCGGGUGAAGGAAUCUCGCUACGAUCCUGAACGUCAUUUGAGCAGUCUUGUUAGUGCCUGGGUCGGAACUUCAAAUAUCAAUCAGCGUGCAGGUCGUGCAGGACGUCAUCGACCUGGUGAGGCAUACGCGAUCUUCUCGAAAGCACGUUAUGAUCGUCUCAACGUCAGUUCAACGGUUGAGAUGAAACGUGUUGAUUUGAGUAACGUUGUAAUGCAUAUCAAAGCACUCGAUAUUCCUGGCAUGGACGUUGAAGAUGUUUUGAAUGCGGCAAUCGAGCCACCGGCUUCUGAAAGGGUGACAGCAGCGAUGGAUAAGCUGGUCUUGGUGGGCGCAUUGGAUGCUAAUCGUGAUCUGACAUCGUUGGGACGGGUUUUAUUACAAUUGCCCGUUGAUGCUUCGAUUGGAAAAAUGUGUCUCUAUGGCGCAUUUUUCCGUUGUUUGGACCCAGCACUCACAUUAGCAGCAGUCUUGACCAACAGAGACCCUUGGAUGGCUCCUUUACCAUUGAAAGAUGAAGCUGGUGCUAUCAAGAACAGCUGGAGCUUGCCACAUUUCCGAUCGGAUCCUUUGGUCACCUUGCGCGCUUAUACUCAUUGGGAUGAAAUGAUGAAGCGUGGAUCGCAAUGGGAAGCAUCCAAAUUUUGCAACGAAAACUUCUUGGGUAGGAUUACGCUUGGGCAAAUUCAACAGGUGAAAGAGCAUCUUUUCCAAAGUAUUGAGAAAGCAGGCAUUCUCGAAGCAGUUUUGGGAAACGACGGUAAUGAGCCCAGCCGUGGACCAAAACGAAGACCGCCUUUCAGACGUCGUGUAUUCUCAACGAUGCCUGAAUUGAACGCAAAUUCUCACAGUACCACCCUGUUGGCAGCCUUGAUCGCAUUGGCCAGUGUACCAAACUUUGCUGUCCGAACGAGAGAGCGUGUUUAUCGAACGAGUCAAGACAAAUCUACCCAGAUUCAUCCGUCCAGUGUUCAACAUGUCAAACAUACGAAGCAAGAAGAAGAUUACAAAGGUGAGCGUGUCUUGUACGCCUUUAAUGAAAAGAUCAAGAAUGUCUCUCAAGCUGGUGGCGGACCGGGCGGUCCAACGAUGUUGAGAAAUGUGACAAGAUUGGAUCCAUUAACGUAUAUGCUCUUUGGCACUAAAUCCAUGAGGCCGACUGUUGACGGUGGAAUGUUGUGCGAUGAUUGGUUACCGAUUCAAGGUAAUUACGAUGCUUUGGAUGAUGUAGAUCGAUUGAAAGCUAUUUUGGAUGUUUGUAUGCUGCGUGUAUUCGAAGCCAUUCAACCUGAAGGAGGCGCAGAAGGCAAUUCACCCAAAAGAUUACAAGGCCGUGAAGUACAAGAGUUUGAACGAUUAACCAUGAGUAUUGUUCGAAUUUUGGAUGGAUUCUCAAGAGAACGAAUCGAAUCUGAAAGUCGAGGCUCAACACGACCUGCAACGCCUUUAACACAAGCAAACGGAGGACAAGGAGGAGGUAGUGGGCGUAGCACACCUUUCCAUCAACAACAAAAACAAACCGAUUAUGGCGGUGUUGGAUUACGAUUUUAGGGUAAUGUUUGUGUAUAAUAUUGAUUCUUACCUCUACGUAUUAGUAAAUGUAUACCCCCUCUUUGUACAUUGUACAUUACGCCAAAAAGCGAUGCUUUGUGUGAUGUGAUGAAAUUGAUAAUCGAAGAUGCCCCAUAGCCUUCGCGGCUAUACGCCAGAAUGGAUGGUGAAGAAAGACGGA
Molecule: messenger RNA, 4192 nt
Organism: Meira miltonrushii
Lineage: Eukaryota; Fungi; Basidiomycota; Exobasidiomycetes; Exobasidiales; Brachybasidiaceae
Product: P-loop containing nucleoside triphosphate hydrolase protein
Exons: 1
Coding region: 52-4011 (1319 amino acids)
Cellular component (GO): intracellular anatomical structure
Molecular function (GO): RNA binding; ATP binding
Source: RefSeq, a predicted model, not a curated record